Strongylus vulgaris is the source of this 399-nucleotide messenger RNA. The record is from the annotation of a GenBank genome assembly. Lineage: Eukaryota; Metazoa; Nematoda; Chromadorea; Rhabditida; Strongylidae.
CCACGAAGAAUGCACAUUCUUAUACCAGGAAUCUAUGAUAUAAAUACUUACGAACGCAAGUCCAUACGUCCAGUAGCGGCAAAGGAUACUCUUUUGGAAAGAUAUCGCCAAAGACGAACAGAUGAUAUUAUUGUAAUGCAGAAUAAGAGUCCUGUUUGGAAUGAAGAUUCUCAAUCCUAUGUGCUGAACUUCCAUGGGCGUGUAACUCAAGCAUCUGUGAAAAACUUCCAAAUUAUCCAUGACCAUGACCGUAAGUUAAUCUUUUCGGAUUACAUUGUGAUGCAGUUUGGUCGAAUCUCGGAUGAAUGCUUCUCGAUGGACUUUCGCUAUCCUCUCAGCGCUUUGCAAGCCUUUGGGAUCGCUAUGACGAGUUUUCAUGGAAAACUUGCAUGUGAAUAG